Molecule: messenger RNA, 825 nt
Organism: Galeopterus variegatus (Sunda flying lemur)
Lineage: Eukaryota; Metazoa; Chordata; Mammalia; Dermoptera; Cynocephalidae
Gene: PRAP1
Product: proline-rich acidic protein 1
Exons: 6
Coding region: 1-825 (274 amino acids)
Source: RefSeq, a predicted model, not a curated record
AUGUUCAGCAGUGUGGGGCCCCGGGCUGUGUUCCUGGGAGGGGCCCUCCAGGGGCAGCCAGGCCGUGGGCGGCCCAGGGGGUCCUACUGCCCAGAUGCCCGGUGCCCUCCACCGCUGUCCCCCACGCUACCCGUGUUCAGCAGUGUGGGGCCCCGGGCUGUGUUCCUGGGAGGGGCCCUCCAGGGGCAGCCAGGCCAGUGCAGCUGCAGCGGCUGUGGGCAGGGUGUGGGCCUGGGGCUCUCACCGCUGUGUGUCCUGGCCUGUGAGGUGGGGACACUGGUGAAGCCACCUGUGCAUGCACAGACCCCAGCCCAGGCCUCCCUGGCCAGCAGCACAUCCUCCUUCCUCUUGCUGCCCAUCCUGGGUCCUGCCUGGGGUCAGGGGAUGCAGCUCCUCCUGGUCACCAGCCUUGCAGCUUUGCUUCUGCCAGAGGCAAGUGCAGCUUCAGCACACGAGGUUUUUUUCAAGAUCAAAGUUGAACAUGGGACCCCAGAGCAGGACACAGAGAAGGCCCGCGGCAUCCGCCUGGUAGAGCCUCCAGAGAAGGACAACCAACUGGUGGGGCUCCUCCCUGCCCCCAAGGAGAAGCCACGAGGUCAAGGUGCCGAGGCCUGGGUGGAGACUGAGGACAUCCUGGGCCAUGUCUGGAGCCCCCAGCGUGGUCCUGAGCCUGACCUCGAUGGCCUGUACCAUCCCCCACCUGAGGAGGCCCAGGGUGAGGAGGGGUCCUCUCUGUGGGUGACACCAUCUCUCCAGGUGCUCCAGGGGCCGGAGGAGGACCGAGACCACAUCUACCACCCUGUGGAGGGCUCUGAGGGGCCCUGA